ACGUAAUGAGAGAGAAGUCAUAAAGCCUAGCAGUAUUUUCCACUCUUCAGUCCACUCUUUAUGACAGCAGACUGUGGAGCCCCAGUUAGAGACAGAUAUGAUACCUGCAGUGGUACUGAUGACCCUGUUGUGGAGCACAGAUCUCCAGGCUCAAAGCGUCAGUCCACCAGAUCUCCAGGCUCAAAGCGUCAGUCUACCAGCUGAACUCUCAGUCAGACUGGUGGAUGGGACCACUUCCUGUUCUGGGACAGUGGAAGUCUUCUACAGAGGAGAGUGGUCAGGUGUAUGUUCUGGGUGGUGGAGCAUAAUGAGAGAGGUUAAGGUUGUGUGUAGAGAGCUGGACUGUGGGAAUCCUGUAGCUGAAUCUAGAGGACCUCUGAUUGAAGAUGGAAGAAGAGGAAUCACACCAUAUAGUUGUAGUGGAGAUGAGUCUUCUAUUGGACAGUGUGACAUCAUAGGAGAAGGACCUGGUGUCUGUGAUGGUAGAUAUCAUCAUCAUGUGACCUGUUCAGAGUCUGUGCGGCUUGUGGAUGGAGCUGGUCUCUGCUCUGGGAGAGUGGAGGUGAAGUCCAAUCAGUCCUGGGCCUCAGUGUGUGAAGCUGACUUUGACCGGCAGGAUGCAGAGGUAGUCUGUAGGGAUGUUGGCUGUGGGGCUCCUGCAGCUCUACAGGGGGGGCUCUAUGGAGGAGGUGAGGGUCAGACCUGGGAUAAAGAGUUCCAGUGUAAAGGCAAAGAGUCCCUUCUCCUGGACUGUGACACCUCAGACAGAGAGAACAACACCUGCCUACCUGGUAAUGCUGUUGGACUCACCUGCUCAGAGCCUGAUGAUGUGAGGCUGGUGGGAGGAGGCAGUCGCUGUGCUGGUGGAGUGGAGUGGUACGACCAGGGAGAGUGGAGGACUGUGGGAGCUGGAUUGUGGGACCAGGAGAAUGUAGCUGCAGUCGUGUGUAGACAGAUGGGUUGUGGCUCCACUGUUUCAGUACUUCCUGGAGACACCACUAGAGGGAUUGGAGUUUACUGUUCUGGGUCUGAGUCUUCACUGAGGGAGUGUAGGAGAAGUUAUGAUCUCCAUCCUGGACUCACAGUGAUCUGCUCAGAGUCUGUGCGGCUUGUGGAUGGAGCUGGUCUCUGCUCUGGGAGAGUGGAGGUGAAGUCCAAUCAGUCCUGGGCCUCAGUGUGUGAAGCUGACUUUGACCGGCAGGAUGCAGAGGUAGUCUGUAGGGAUGUUGGCUGUGGGGCUCCUGCAGCUCUACAGGGGGGGCUCUAUGGAGAAGGUGAGGGUCAGACCUGGGAUAAAGAGUUCCAGUGUAAAGGCAAUGAGUCCCUUCUCCUGGACUGUGACACCUCAGACAGAGAGAACAACACCUGCCUACCUGGUAAUGCUGUUGGACUCACCUGCUCAGAGCCUGAUGAUGUGAGGCUGGUGGGAGGAGGCAGUCGCUGUGCUGGUGGAGUGGAGUGGUACGACCAGGGAGAGUGGAGGAUUGUGGGAGCUGACUGGGAGCAGGAGGAUGUAGCUGCAGUAGUGUGUAGACAGUUGGGUUGUGGCUCCACUGUUUCAGCACUACCUGGAAACACCAUUAGAGGGUUUAGAGUUAUCUGUUCUGGGUCUGAGUCUUCACUGAGGGAGUGUAGAAGAAGUUAUGAUCUCCUUCCUGAACUCACAGUGAUCUGCUCAGAUCUCCUGGUCCAGCCUGAUAUCUUCCUGACUGACCCAAUGGGAGGGGUCUUCAGGGGCCACCAGGGGCCUGAGAUGUUCAGGGGCUACAACUUCACCAUCACCUGCUCCACUCAGCCACAGUACCCAGGAGGCUCCUUCCUCCUCACGUUCACCGGCUCCAACAGAACCCAGACCCAGCCAGCUGUCAAUCACUCUGCUGCCUUCCUCUUCCCUGCUGCAGAUGACUCCCACCAAGGGAACUACAUCUGUGUUUAUGACAAUUAUGUUUUCUCUCAUAAUUUCUCCUCUGAGAGUGAGCUCCUCUCCCUCACCAUCACAGCCUCUCCUCUGCCAGCCUUCAUCAUCAGACACGUUGUAGUGCUGCUUAUCCUACUGACAGCCAUCACCACCUCCUACCUGUACUACAAGCCCACCAGGAGGCAGAAGAGAGUGAACAGGGUGAGCAGCAUGGAUCUUUAUGUCAAUGCCAUGGAGAUGGUCUCUCUGAGCUCCAGAGCUGAAGCUGGACCGGGAGAGGAGAGAGCAGCCCAGGGGACGGAGUAGGAGUAGAAUGAAUCUGACCCUACAUGCUGAUCUUAGGUCAGUUGUGUGUUUUAAAUCGAUGGUCAGCAGUGGACUGGUGUUUAAAAUGUGGUGACAAACCUGAAGUGGUUCUAAUUUUAAUAACAAGUUCAGAAUUAGUUUAACUUUCUAGAACCUUGGAAGAAAUCUAAAAGUAGUGACUACAACCACCAUUAUUCAUUUAGUUUGGUUUUUACCACCAGAGAAACAUGGUGUUUUGAGUAACAUGGGGUUCUGGGUAACAUGGGGUUCUGGGUAACAUGGGUUUUGGUAACAUGGGGUUUUGGUAAC
Messenger RNA from Oncorhynchus gorbuscha (pink salmon), 2533 nucleotides. RefSeq names its product deleted in malignant brain tumors 1 protein-like. Lineage: Eukaryota; Metazoa; Chordata; Actinopteri; Salmoniformes; Salmonidae. The record is from RefSeq and is a predicted model, not a curated record. The transcript is spliced from 11 exons. Bases 98 to 2224 code for a protein of 708 amino acids. Gene Ontology annotation, cellular component: membrane.